AUGUUUUUUCCAUCGAUCUCUUCUUUGGUCGUCUGGCGGACUGAGGACAGGAAGCGCUCAAAAGCGGACAACUUAUUGACCAGAUCUGCAUUUUGGGACACCUGUAGGCCGUCGACCGUUCGCUUAUUAAUCAUGAUCAGAGACUGGAGACAGAGGCCACCGCACGUGUACGGUGUGAACGGCGGACAAAAUUAUUUAAACACUCGCCUCGAAACCAACGCCCGGCAACACGUGGCCGCCUGCAAUACCCGCUCCGGGAGACAACGCUCAGAGCCCAGAACAAUUAAUGGCCAACCGAUCACUGGCCACGAGUUUGGUCGAUAUUUUGAGGACUAUUUAACUUACUUAUGA
This is a messenger RNA of Medioppia subpectinata, 351 nucleotides long. NCBI's taxonomy places the organism in Eukaryota, Metazoa, Arthropoda, Arachnida, Sarcoptiformes, Oppiidae. The record is from the annotation of a GenBank genome assembly.